AUGUGCGGGAUACCGGUCCCUGCCUUUGAUGCAGCACCUCCAAAACUCCGUCAUGGCUGUGAGCAUGUAAUCUGUCCAGAGUGCAUCCCCUCCGAUGACCAGAGAUCAGCGAACAAGACCUCGUGCUUGUAUUGUGGUGGGCAUUUAAGUCCAAAAUCAGACGCCCUGACGCCAAAUAGCGGUGACGACAGCAAUGACAAGGUGGACCAUUUCGAUCUUUCACGAGUCUCAUCGAAAAUCGAAGUCCUGAUCCACGACCUCCAGCAAACCCCAAGAGACACGAAGAGGUACGUCGGCUCUGCUAGACUAGCAGAAGUCUUUGAGAACCAAGCUUACACCAACUCACCUAGCAUUGUAUUUUCCUGCUGGACAAGAACCCUGGACCUGGUCGCACUCCAUCUCACUCGGAUGAAGAUCCUUCAUCAACGAAUUGACGGCAGGCAAACACUGGCAGAAAGACAGCACAACAUGAGCCGUUUUGUGUCUGACGAGGGCACCUCCGUUCCAGUUCUGCUCAUGACUACCGGUGUCGGUGCAUUCGGGCUCAACCUCACAGCUGCUAACCACGUCUACAUUCUCGAGCCCCAGUGGAACCCAAGCGUCGAGAGUCAAGCCCUCGGUCGUGUUGCCCGCCGUGGUCAGAAGAAGACUGUCCCAGUCACGAGAUACCUGGUUCAUGGCACCGUGGAGAUUGUAUGA
Molecule: messenger RNA, 699 nt
Organism: Podospora pseudopauciseta
Lineage: Eukaryota; Fungi; Ascomycota; Sordariomycetes; Sordariales; Podosporaceae
Exons: 2
Coding region: 1-699 (232 amino acids)
Biological process (GO): DNA repair
Cellular component (GO): nucleus
Molecular function (GO): ATP-dependent activity, acting on DNA
Source: RefSeq, a predicted model, not a curated record